Molecule: messenger RNA, 595 nt
Organism: Owenia fusiformis
Lineage: Eukaryota; Metazoa; Annelida; Polychaeta; Sabellida; Oweniidae
Source: the annotation of a GenBank genome assembly
GUCACAUCCCGUUGACCAAAAUGAUCUAGAAUACAUCAGGUGGCGGUAAAACACCAUAUAAAGACGCUAUCAGGGGAAAACUUGGUUGUUUGAAAUAAUGAAGUGGAGCUCUUCAUUUUAAAUUUUAUUGAGGACGCAGAACAUAUUACGUUACUGAUAAUGUCGGUUCAGUGUCUUUCUAUUCUCAUUGUGCUAUUGGCCUGUUCUCAACGCUUUGUGGAUACCGAGUCAGGAACCUCAGAGACGCUCACUAUAUUAACACAAGAUGAAAAUUACGUCCCCAUUGAACAGAUAGAUCUAACUGGAAAGCUUGGACUAACGUUCCAAGUAAAGGCAUGCACAUCAGCUUACGUAGCGCUGUCGGCCAUUUUUGGUGUUACCAACUCUCGAAUGUACGAGAUCGUGAUAUCAGGAUGGUCAAACACAAAAUCAGUGAUACGAGAUUGUAGACAAAGGUGGUGUAAUAGAGCUGAAUCACCGACUGGAGGUCUUUUGAAGUGUAACGAGUCUGUGUCGCUGUGGGUCGGAUGGACAAAUGGACACAUUGUUCUUGGAAGAGGUCGUUUUUUGGGACUCGAGCCGCUACUAGAAUGGG